AUGUAUUCCAAUCCGAUGCAACAACAACAACAACCAUCACCAAUGCAACGUCCUCCUACAAUGAUGAAUGCUGCUCCUAUCCCUCAACCUAAUACGGCAAUUGGUGUUCCACCCAUGCGUCCUAUGGUAGCACCAUCACCGUUGCAAGCAUCAAUGAUUCAACAACAACAACAAUCACCUCAAUCACCUAUGAUGGCUCGACCAGUUGGUAGUCCAUAUGGAAUUAAUAAUCGUGCAACACUUUAUGAUAAAAGUAAGCGUCCAGGUUAUCCAACUGAUCUUCGUCCACAACAAAUGAUUCAAGCAGGACAACAACCACCAAUACCAUAUGGAAAUGUUGUAGGUCCAAAUCAAAUUAUGAUGCCUAAUACUGUUGCAACGGGUGGCACUGGUCCGAUUAGACAACAAAAAAAACGUAAACGUUUAACAGAAAAAGUUAUUCAUAAACAAAUACGUUCACUUGUACCGGAAUCUCAAGCUUAUAUUGAAUUAUUACGUCUUGAACAAAAAUUAGAUAGUGUUUUAAUGAGAAAACGACUUGACUUACAAGAAAUACUUAAACGACCACAAAAAAUCAAAAAGAAAUUACGAAUAUUUAUAAGUCAUCAGUAUCCAGUUCGUUUUGAUUCAGAUACAAUGACUAUUGAUGAUGAACAAGUUCAAUAUUGGGAGAUGCGUGUUGAAGGUCGUUUACUUGAUGAUCCUAGUACAAAUAAAUAUGAUCAAGGAAAAACAAAACGUAAAUUUUCAUCUUUUUUUCGUAGUCUUGUUAUUGAAUUAGAUAAAGAUUUAUAUGGACCCGAUAAUCAUCUUGUUGAGUGGCAUCGAACAAAUGCUACAGCUGAAACUGAUGGUUUUCAAGUUCGUCGUGCAGGUGAUCAAAAUGUUAAAUGUACAAUUUUAAUGGUUCUUGAUCAUUCACCACCACAAUUUCGACUUGAUGCUCGUCUUGCUCGUCUACUUUCAAUAAGUAACGGUACACGUCAAACAAUUAUUCAUGCUCUUUGGCAAUAUAUUAAAACACAUAAAUUACAAGAUUCUGAAGAACGAGAAUAUAUUCAUUGUGAUGUACAUCUACAAUCGAUAUUUGAUUGUCCACGUAUUCGUUUUUCUGAUUUACCAAGUAAACUUAAUAAACUUAUUCUUCCAUCAGAACCUAUUAUUAUCAAUCAUACACUUUGUCUUGGUACUGAUCCAAAAAAACAUGCUUGUUAUGAUAUUGAUGUUGAAGUUGAUGAUCCAGUUCGAGAUUCUAUGCGAACUUUUCUUACACCACAAAAUAUUCAUGAAUUAGAAGAAUUAGAUGGGAAAAUUCUUCAAUAUAUUGAUAGUAUAAAUCAAUUAAAACAAACUCGUGAAUUUUAUCUUUCAUUUGCUGAUGAUCCUCAAGGUUUUAUAUGUAAAUGGUUAGCAUCACAAUCUCGUGAUCUUAAAAUGAUAACAGAUUCAUCAAUUGGAAACAAUGAAGAAGAACGAAGAGCUGAUUAUUAUACCGAACAAUGGUCAUAUGAAGCUGUUAGUCGAUAUUUCUAUAAUAAAGUUCAACAAAAACGUGUUGAAUUAGAACAAGCACUUGGUAUUCGUAAUCCAUAA
Molecule: messenger RNA, 1593 nt
Organism: Rotaria sp. Silwood2
Lineage: Eukaryota; Metazoa; Rotifera; Eurotatoria; Philodinida; Philodinidae
Source: the annotation of a GenBank genome assembly